CUACUUGGUGAGUCUUCCAUUGAAUCCAAUCACAUCCCCCAUCUAACACAAACUCUUCAAAUGUCAAGUGUAUCAAAUAUGUUAUUUCAAGAUGAGUUAUAUCAUAUUUAUUCAAGAAAACUCCUACUUCAUACUCAAAUAAACCAACAACUUAUUGCGGCGGUCACAACAAUAACGCCGGCUCCAUCUCCAUCAAACCCACCUUCAUUUCAUAACAACUUUGAUUCGAAUGUGGUGAUGGUGCUAUCAGUGCUUUUGUGCGCGCUAGUUUGUUCACUAGGGAUAAACUCCAUCAUAAAAUGUGUACUAAGAUGUACAAGUAUACUUGGCACGGAAAUCGGUGCCAACCCCGUAAGCAACUCGGCAAGGUUAUCCAAAACCGGAAUUAAUAAAAAGGCGUUAAAGACAUUCUCGACAGUCAACUAUUGGCAUGGGUUGCAGUUACCAGGGUUGGGUAAGGAAUGUGUUAUAUGCUUAGGUGAUUUCUCUAAAGGUGAGCGUGUUAAGAUAUUACCUAAGUGCAAUCAUGGGUUUCAUGUUCGUUGCAUCGAUAAAUGGCUUCGUUCCCAUUCAUCGUGUCCAACUUGUAGGCAUUCGCUACUAGAGACAUGCCAAAAGAUUCUCACUGGUGGGAACUAUAGCAAUACCACAUCUUCACAACCACAACCUCAACCUCAACCUCAAGAACAAGGUCCAAGUGAUGCUACCACUUCUAUUAGCAUACUGCCUUUACAACACGAAGGUGUUUUGCGAAAUUACGAGUCGUAACUUGUAACUAGGUUCGGUUUUAGAUAUGCAAAUCAUCAAGUGUAUAUACUAUAGUAGUACCCAUAGUUAAGGUAGCUUUAUGUUCCUAAUUGUUUUGUAGGUCUUUCUUUUCAUAUUAAAUAUGAGUUGAAGUAUCUUCAAAUUUAA
Messenger RNA from Helianthus annuus (common sunflower), 915 nucleotides. RefSeq names its product RING-H2 finger protein ATL78. NCBI's taxonomy places the organism in Eukaryota, Viridiplantae, Streptophyta, Magnoliopsida, Asterales, Asteraceae. The record is from RefSeq and is a predicted model, not a curated record. The transcript has a single exon. Gene Ontology annotation, biological process: protein ubiquitination. Gene Ontology annotation, molecular function: transferase activity. Bases 61 to 768 code for a protein of 235 amino acids.